Labrus bergylta (ballan wrasse) is the source of this 1470-nucleotide messenger RNA. NCBI's taxonomy places the organism in Eukaryota, Metazoa, Chordata, Actinopteri, Labriformes, Labridae. The record is from RefSeq and is a predicted model, not a curated record.
UUAAGUUAGGUAACACUUGACUCUCGGUAAAGUUCACUCGGUAAAGUUCGUUACUUUAAUGUCGUGAAAAUGUAAGUGAACGUGAGUGAACCGGUUCAGUAUCGACACCAUGGUGAUAACACGUCGAGAAGGUGAUCCAUUUCUGUUGAUGUUGGAUUGGGCAGCCAAUCAGAGCAGACAACAUGACAUCUCCAUAGUAACGCGGAUCGUUUGGGGAGGGGCAGUAAUAAGACUCCCGGUUGUUGUUUCCUGCUGAAGAUUAAAAAGUGUCGUGAUGGCGGGGACGUCGAGACACGAUCAAGAGAUGGCGAUGAACGCCAGGCGUCGUCUGUCGGAGUGUUCGGACCCCGUGGAGCGGCUCAGACUGCAGUGUCUGGCCAGAGGAUCGUCUGGGAUCAAAGGACUGGGCAGGACCUUUAAAAUAAUGGAUGAUGAUAAAAAUCGCUCUCUGGACUUGAAGGAGUUUCUGAAAGGUUUGAACGAUUAUGGUAUCCUGAUCGAGAAACAGGAAGCAGCGGAUAUCUUUCAGCGCUUCGAUCACGACGGGAACGGGACCAUCGACUUUGACGAGUUCCUCAUCACCCUGAGGCCGCAGAUGUCUAAAGCCAGGAAGGAGGUGGUCAUGCAGGCGUUUCGGAAGCUGGAUAAGACGGGAGACGGCGUGAUCACCAUCGAAGACCUGAGGGGGGUUUAUAACGCCAAGUACCACCCCAAGUAUCAGAACGGGGAGUGGACGGAGGAUCAGGUGUUCAGGAAGUUCUUGGACAGCUUCGACUCGCCGUGCGACAAAGACGGAAAGGUGACCAAAGAGGAGUUCAUCAACUAUUACUGCGGAGUCAGCGCCUCCAUCGACAACGACGUCUACUUCAUCCUCAUGAUGAGAAACGCCUGGAAGCUUUGAGUCUGAUUAGACCUGUCCUACUUGCCCAACCACUCCUACCUGUCCUACCUAUCCUACCUGUUCUACCUGUCCUACCUAUCCUACCUGUCCUACCUGUCCUACCUGUCCUACCUAUCCUACCUGUCCUACCUAUACUACCUGUCAUACCUGUCCUGUAAUAAUGAGUAUGAUUUUAUAAUCCACAUUUUUUUGCUUGAUGUCAGGCUUUUGUCUUUAUGUUGUAACUUUUUGUGCUUUUAGUUAAAAGUUUAACAUUUUUAAGAGAUUUUGAACAUUUGUGAUUUUAAUGUUAGAAAUAUUUUUAUUCUACAUGUCUCUGAAGGUAAACACAAGGGGGCAGUAUGACUUUAUAACAUGUUUUUAUUGAUAUGCAUAAAACCACAGACUGUUAAAGUAAAAAGAUUUGUACAUUGGUUAUAUUUUAGAAUAUGUUGUAACAAUAACUGAGAUUAGAGCCACAUUAAAAAAAUACUUUGUGAACAAAGUCGUAACGCUACAAGAAUAACUGUAAGAUAAAAGCUGAAUCACCUGAAUAGUUGCAAAAAAUAAAGAUGUACUAUUUUAGAAAA